AUGAUUUGCUCUAGGAAUGGACUCAACGAAAGCUUAGUUUGCUUAAACUCGGGCAAAGAUAAUGCUCUGUGCAAAGGAACUAGUUACUGCUACCAUCUAGUAUAUUCGGCAACAAGCGGUAAAUUUCAAGAAUAUGGGUGCGAUUUACCGCAGAAUCAUCAAGCAGUCGCGAUGCCAUAUGUACCAGUUCAUGGGAACAACAAACUAUGUUACUGUGGUACGCCACAGUGUAACGAGCAGUGGAUCGUUGACAGUGCAGUCCGGGCAUUCACAUCUGGUCAGAUACUGCACCUCAUAAUUGGCCUUUCGCUUCUUAUCGUGUCAUGGAAUAUUCUUAUAAGUUACGCCGUUUCAUGCCUUAAAAAGACACCGAUCAACUGUUCGCUACUAAGCCGUUGGCGGACUUUAGGCAGCACUGAAAAAUGCUGCACUUUGUUCUUUUCGACUGAGUCUAUCUACUUCACCCCCGGUUGCUGA
Molecule: messenger RNA, 477 nt
Organism: Gongylonema pulchrum
Lineage: Eukaryota; Metazoa; Nematoda; Chromadorea; Rhabditida; Gongylonematidae
Source: the annotation of a GenBank genome assembly